ACCAUUAAAAAAUAAACAGUAAUCACACUUCUAAUUUUUUUGUUUUCUUCUCUAUACGUAUUUUAUACUAAAAAAAGAAAAAUACAUUUCCCUGUAUUUUAAUUUUUUUUUGUGGGUAUUAAAGAAAACACAAAACAAGAAUGACGUUCAAUGCGCCUCUUUCAGCGGAUGAUGAGGAGAACAAUAAUAAGAAGCAAAUGGAUUACAACGAUUGGUUACCGAUCACCGCGUCUAGAAAUGCCAAGUGGUAUUACUCCGCCUUCCACAAUGUCACGGCCAUGGUCGGCGCCGGAGUUCUCGGUCUCCCUUUCGCCAUGUCACAACUUGGCUGGGGACCUGGACUUGUUGCCAUAAUGUUAUCAUGGCUUAUAACGUUCUACUCGUUGUGGCAAAUGGUUAAUUUGCAUGAAAGCGUUCCCGGGAAACGGUUUGACCGUUACUCGGAGCUAGGCCAAGAGGCGUUCGGACCAAAACUAGGUUACUGGAUCGUCUUGCCGCAACAGCUCAUGGUCCAGAUCGCUUCCGACAUAGUCUACAACGUGACCGGGGGAAAAUCGCUUAAGAAAUUCGUCGAGCUUCUUUUUCCUCAUCUCCAUCACAUCCGUCAAACUUAUUACAUCCUUGGGUUCGGUGUGCUCCAAGUCGGUCUCUCUCAGUCUCCUGACUUCAACUCUAUCAAGAUCAUCUCUCUUCUCGCUGCCCUUAUGUCUUUCUUGUACUCAAUGAUAGCGUCUGUAGCGUCAAUAGUGAAAGGAAUGGAGCAUCAUCCAGCUGAGUACGGAGUCAGAGGACACACCACGGCCUCAAUGAUCUUUGACGCGUUUAAUGGCGUUGGAACCAUAGCGUUUGCGUUUGCCGGACACAGUGUGGUUCUUGAGAUUCAAGCUACUAUUCCUUCAACACCUGAAGUCCCUUCCAAGAAACCGAUGUGGAAAGGAGUCGUCGUUGCUUACUUCAUCGUCAUCGUUUGUUACCUCUGUGUGGCUAUAUCAGGUUACUGGGCUUUUGGUGCUCAUGUUGAGGAUGAUGUCCUCAUUUCCCUUGAGAGACCUGUUUGGCUUAUAGCUGCAGCUAACUUCAUGGUCUUUAUCCAUGUUAUUGGAAGUUACCAGGUUUUUGCGAUGUCGGUAUUUGACGCGAUCGAGUCAUAUCUUGUGAAAACACUGAAGUUCACUCCUUCAGUAAUGCUGCGUCUAGUUGCACGUAGCACAUACGUUGCAAUUGUAUGCCUUAUAGCAAUUUGUAUCCCCUUCUUCGGAGGUCUUUUAGGGUUCUUCGGUGGCCUUGUCUUCUCAUCAACCUCAUACUUCAUACCUUGCAUUAUAUGGUUGGUCAUGAAGCGACCAAAACUAUUUAGCUUCCAUUGGUUUGCCUCUUGGUUUGCAAUAACAAUUGGAGUCUUGAUAGCAAUCUUUGCACCAAUUGGAGGAAUGAGACACAUUAUCCUUUCAGCAAAAAGCUACCAGCUCUUCUCAUAGGCUUUCAAAACACACAAAAGCAACCAUUAUCGCAUCAACUUCUUAUAAAAGUUUUUUUCUACCGUUUAAUUUAGCAUAGUUUAGAUAUUUGAAUUCUGGGGUUUCUCAUUUCUUUUGUCCUCCGUUACAUGGAGUGUCACUCUUUUUUUUUUUUUUUUUUUUUUGCUAUAAUCCUUCCGUCAAGAACUGCCUUCCGAAUUGCUUCUGGAUAUCCGUGAAAGCUUCUACGUGGUUUGGUCCGAGGCUGUGACGGAUGUUCUCUUCGACCAGUCAUUUGAAAUCACCUUACAAAGGAAUACCAUAUGGUCUAUAGAUUUUCUACUGCAGCUAAAGUACUAAAUGGCUGUGUAGAAUUCAAAGCUUUUUGGUUUUGGAUUGUAAUAAAACAUCUGAAUAAUAUGAUUGGUUAUUA
Messenger RNA from Brassica napus (rape), 1890 nucleotides. RefSeq names its product lysine histidine transporter-like 5. The coding region runs from base 141 to 1478 and encodes 445 amino acids. NCBI's taxonomy places the organism in Eukaryota, Viridiplantae, Streptophyta, Magnoliopsida, Brassicales, Brassicaceae. Gene Ontology annotation, cellular component: plasma membrane. The record is from RefSeq and is a predicted model, not a curated record. The transcript has 8 exons.